GUGGAAUAUAAGAUUAUAAGUUAGGCUUAUAGUUACAUUGAAUUUCAAGAAUCAAAAUAAAAAUGGAACUAACGAUGCAGUUUAAAGAAAAUAUUUUAAGUGAUCACAAAGGACCAAAGCAAACUUACUUCAGCCCUUAUGCAGAUAAUGGAGGGAGUAUCGUAGCAAUAGCAGGAGAAGACUAUGCUGUGAUAGCAUCAGAUACUAGGUUGAGUGCUGGAUUUUCUAUCUAUACUCGGGAACAAUCUAAGCUUUACAAGCUAUCUCAAAAGUCUGUUCUUGGAUGUGCUGGUUGUUGGUGUGACAUUCUAACUUUUACAAGACUUCUGGAAGCCCGAAUGAAAAUGUAUGAAAACGAACACCACAAACAAAUGUCUACUCCAGCAAUUGCUCAGCUCGUAACAACCAUGUUAUAUUACAAACGAUUUUUUCCAUACUACAUUUCGAACGUUUUGGCAGGUAUUGAUGAAGAAGGUCGAGGCUGCGUGUAUUCUUAUGAUCCUAUUGGUCAUUGUGAAAAAGUUCAGUAUAGAACGGGUGGAUCAUCGAGUGCUCUUCUACAACCUCUUCUGGACAACCAAAUAGGAUUAAAAAACAUACAAGAUGCAACACCUGUUUCAAUAGUUAAAGACAGAGCCAUUGCCAUCAUCAAAGAUGUCUUUAUCUCUGCAGCUGAGAGAGAUAUUUACACUGGCGAUGGAAUCGUUAUGCACGUUAUUACUAAAGAUGGCAUUACAGAAGAGAAGUUCCCCCUACGUACCGAUUAAACCAUGUUGUUUUAUUGGUCAUGACUAAUCUUGUUUUCUAUUACUGUAACCCUUUACAAAAAAUAAAUUAAUACUUACU
This is a messenger RNA of Limulus polyphemus (Atlantic horseshoe crab), 846 nucleotides long. RefSeq names its product proteasome subunit beta type-1-like (gene Prosbeta6). The record is from RefSeq and is a predicted model, not a curated record. Gene Ontology annotation, cellular component: proteasome core complex. Bases 63 to 767 code for a protein of 234 amino acids. The transcript is spliced from 6 exons. NCBI's taxonomy places the organism in Eukaryota, Metazoa, Arthropoda, Merostomata, Xiphosura, Limulidae.